AUGGCCGAGACUAUAAGUUUCGAUAUAAUUCUACCCGAAUUUCGCCCAUCCAGAAAUCUUAUCCGUAAAUGGGAUAAGUUAGUCCAUCCCCACUUUCACCAGGCUGUUUCUAACUGGGGCAAUGUUCGCCACUAUUUUGAAAUCUCACAAUUCAAGUCUUGGGAGGCUGCAAAAGCGAAGUUCAUAAGCUCCUUGAAGGUCAUAAGUGAUGAUCUAGAGGUUCCUAAGGAUACCAAAUGUGAUGCAAGGGAACUCAUUGAGCGCGCUAAGGGAAAUACUUUUUGGCUGUUUGAGUUUUGGCAUGAACAAACUGCACUCCAAGGAUCAAUGGAAAUUAUGAAUGUGAAAUCAAGUGUUGCUGCAAGUCUAGUUGUCAACGCCAAACUUCAGGAUAUUCCAGAAGAAUUCCAACGUCAAAUCAAAAAAAGGAAGAGCUCAAAUGAGCAGCCAGUUCUCAGGGAGUCAUCUUCUGAAUCAUCUUCAGAGGCAGCAUUAACCAGUCAGCAAAGUAGAAAUUAUGAAAUAGAAUCAGUCAGAUCAACCUCUAUCUCUAAUACUAACCCUAUUACUAUACCUAAUACACGUACAUCCCAACAUGAUCUGAUUAUAAAAGGCUUAAAUGUCACAAAAUGUCUGGAAGAGUAUCGUAACCAAGUUCUGUCCAAAAAAGAUAAAUAUCUAUCUUCAUGUGAACGACUUGCACUUAGCAUUAUUGCUGAUUGCACACCAAAAUCUGAGUUUAUAAAGUUUAUGAAUCCAACAGAAUCCCAGAUGAGGAGCCUCAUUGAAACCUUGAACAUGAAGCCUAGAAAUAUCCAAUCAUAUUCUUGGUAUCCACUAGCUAGUAAUAUCAUACAAGACAUUGUUAAUCAAUACAAAGCUGCAAAAGGCUCUCAGUCCAAUCCCACAAUUGGUGUACAGACAACAUGUUUUCAGUUGUGGCAAUACUGUCUUUGUCAGCUAUCACAACUCUCAAAACAAGAAGUGAACUUCAACAUUCAGAAAUAUAUAUUUGAACUUUAUUGUUAUUUCUUUGACAUCUUUCAGAACCAGUACAAUAUCCUAGAAGAAGAUCAGACUGAAGAAACAUUUGUAAUCAACUGCUUGGCUCCAAUUCUGAAGAUAUUUCGUGAUUCCUGCCAUCACAAGCUGCAAUAUGGAGACAGCUCUUCUGUAGCCAGCAGGAAUAGAUGUCUAUUGCAGCACGAUCCUGAUGCAAAAUGCUUACAGCAUGGCAGUAAAUGUGAUCUGGUAGUUACAUUACAAAACAGCUGCAAAGAAAUUUUGAUUGGAGAGAACAAAGGGCCACGGGAUGCAAUACUUAUUGCUGAUGAUGCAGAGAAGGGCUCCCAGACUGUCAAAGACUGCCUGGAUGAACUUAUCAGGGGUCUCCCAAAUGGUGCAUGGGAAAAGGAUACAAAGCUUCUUUGCUCUUAUGGUUUACGCAUGACUGGAUUUGAGGGGUUUGUACACCAGCUACAACUGCCUGCUUAUAAUACCUAUAUUCAGAAUGAUAUUGGACACUUCACAAUCCCAAGAAAUGUCUCACAAAUUCACCACAUUGCAAAAAUUGUAUAUGUCAUGUUAAGUUUACUGGAACAAUUGAAUGAGCUGAAUGCAACCUUACUGAGGAUUGAGGAAGCUGCCAUGGAAAUGCUGUGGUCCUGUAAGGAGCUCAGAACGCCAGAGGUAUAA
This is a messenger RNA of Paraglomus brasilianum, 1695 nucleotides long. The record is from the annotation of a GenBank genome assembly. Lineage: Eukaryota; Fungi; Glomeromycota; Glomeromycetes; Paraglomerales; Paraglomeraceae.